Molecule: messenger RNA, 2699 nt
Organism: Rhagoletis zephyria (snowberry fruit fly)
Lineage: Eukaryota; Metazoa; Arthropoda; Insecta; Diptera; Tephritidae
Product: protein TIS11-like
Molecular function (GO): mRNA binding; metal ion binding
Source: RefSeq, a predicted model, not a curated record
CUAAUCGAAUCUGACGGGUGUGCUUCGAAGUUUUGUGUGGCUGAAGGUUUUCUCAAUUUCAUAAGUGUGCUUGGGUGCUUUGCAUGGUUAAUUUGGAAUUAAAAUUUCUGGAUGUGUUUGUGCUAAACAUUUGUACAUCUUUUGCUUCCGUAUUAUUUCUUUUUUUCGGCGCUCGAGACUGGUGUCUUUCAGUUCCGAAUGGAAGAAAUAAUGUUUUGAAGCAAUUAAAACGCCUAGCCUUAUUAGAAAUUCAAAUUAAUAUAUAUUUGCGAUUUUUGUGACUAACUUCUAAGUUUGGAAAAAUCCUGUUUCCAUUAUACAAAUCCGUUUACGCUGAGGGCGUAUCAUAAUUCGACACGGUAUAGUACAUAUCAUAUCUUAAAUAUUAGGCCUUAGUUUAUCAAAAAUACAUACAAUAAAAAAAAGUGCAGUCAUCCGGGCAAAUUUAUUACUACGAAAGAAACGGCACAAAACAACAGCCUUCCAGCGAUAGUUAGCGUCGACUCGCGUCGCCAUUAAGAUUACCAACACAAACGUCUACAGCAGAAAAACAAGAAUCAACGAAGCAACAGGCGGAAAGCUGAUAAACCUCGAUAUGAAUUAAUUCAAUUGGAAAAUAACGACUACAACAAAAUAAGAAACGAGUAUCGAGAGAACGAGGAACUUCUGAAAACAAGAAUCGAAAUAAAUAUAUGUACAUAGAAACACAUACAAAGAAACCGCGUUCUCAAACACAACCGAAUGUUGUACAUCGCUUGUAUUUUUUGUGCUGUCAUUGCGACUUUUUUUCUGGCUUAUUUCCCUGUGUUCUGUUAAACGAUCAAUUGAAUUCCAAAUUAGAAAUAAUUAGAUCUUCCAAUCGAAAAAGUUCCACAACACACUUACAAAGUUACACAGAACUUUAUUUUAUACUUGUGCCUGGAGAAACUUGGGGUAUAUAAUUUGUACCCUAUUGAGAACAAAAGCGUCCGCAUAUUCCAUAAGACAACCUGAAUAUUUUCUGUAAAUUCAACCAUCCUGUACUUCGAUAAUGUCCGCGGCUAUUUUACAGCAGAAAAACGGAAACAAUUCAAUUUAUUUUGAGUGCGGCGAUAUUUUCAAACCGAAUCAGUCAAAUGAUCAACAGCAACAUAUUCGUUCAAGUCGGGCAGUUAACAACAAUGGCGAUAUAAUUAUUUCAGCAAUGGAUGUUUCUGUCAAAUCGGGGGAACAGAAUGUGAAGUUGAAUAGUCAAAAAAAUCCUAAUCAGUGCCGUCCCCAUACAACAUUGACCAGAACGAUUUCACAGCCACAGCCUCAUCCUCAGCAUGAAGCGAAUGUUGAAACGUAUGUUACAACGUUAUUAGAAAACUUCGGAAACAUGAAUUUACAUCGUAAACUGGAGAGAACACAAUCUGAACCUUUGCCCCAACAAGUCAAUACUUCCAGGUACAAAACUGAACUUUGUCGUCCAUUUGAAGAAGCCGGUGAGUGCAAGUAUGGAGAAAAGUGCCAGUUUGCCCAUGGAUAUCAUGAGUUACGAAACCUACAAAGACACCCAAAGUACAAAACUGAAUAUUGCCGCACAUUCCACAGCGUUGGAUUUUGUCCUUAUGGUCCAAGAUGUCAUUUUGUUCACAACGCUGAUGAAGCUAGAGCUCUACAACAAAUGCAGCAGCAGCAACAACAACAACAACAACCAAAACUGCAAAAUCAUUCCAGUUUUCAUAACUGCAUCGCAAACUAUCCAUUGCAGUCUAAACAUGGAAACAAAGCAGCUAAUCCCAAUCAUUCGAUUCCUUUGAGCCCUCCUCUGAGCAUGUCAACCGGCUCAGAUCGCGAAUCACCAACAGGUUCACUAUCCUUAAGUCCUACCAGCUCUAUGACUAAUUUUACAUUUGGUGAUCAAGUGAGUCCGGUGAAUUCUGUUUUUCAAAGCACAUUUCCUUACAUUAGCACUCCACCUGAAAGCCCAAAUGCCCCCAUUUCACCAGUGAAUACACCACCACCUAAUGUCAUAUUGAAUUCUAUACAAAACCCGACAUCGUUGUACGUAAAACCUGUUAGUAUUCAGGGUAAGCAGGUACUUCAAAAGAGUUCAAGCUCUCCGAUGGCUAUAAUCAGAAAUAUUAAUAAAGUUCCAGCCAAAGUUAAUUCUGUUUCAUCACUUAAUAGUGGUGAAGAAGCACGGCUGCCAGUUUUUAACAAAUUGAGCUCAGCUGUUGAAAAGUUUCCUAACAUAGCUUUAUAAUUUGACGAAAUCUCACUUUGCAUAUUAUUUAAAAUUCUAGUUUUUUGUUAUUUUACAUUUUAAAUUAUAUAUACAUCCUAAAUUAUUAUAAAAAAUAUAUAUAUUUUUACGAUAAUUUAUAUAUUUUAUAUUAAAUAUCUCUUUAUCCAGAAAAUGGGUAUAUGUAUAUUUAAAAGGGAGUUAGUUCAUAGGAAAGAGUUGGAGAGCGAAGGAUUGGCAAAAUAUGCUUUUGCAUUUAUCAAAUUAUCUAUAUAUAAUAUUUAUUUUAUAUACAUAUGUAUGUAUAUCAUUUCAUUUUUGUAUACAGACUUAUUCUAUAUGCCGCUAAAACAAUUUCAUAUACAAUUAUUUAUAUUUUAUACACAAUGGAGAUGUAUGUUAUUAAAAUUAGGUGCAGUUAUGAAAAUUAUAAUUGAAAUAAUGAAGUCAAUGUGAGUUCAGAAAUUAAUAUUUUGUAGUAUUAAAAUUU